CGACAAGACCCGUCCCGCCUGUCGCCAAUGCACUGUUCGCGAUCUCCCGUGCGAGGGAUACCCCGUAGACAUUCGAUGGAUGCCAGCCUCGAGUGAUGAGAAUAGUAGCAGGAGGAAGCAAGAAUGUGACUCUGCUGAAAGCCUCGGGAUCCGUCAUUAUAUGUACACUGAACAUGCCAGGCGUUCGAUGAGCAAUACGACAAGCAAUAGUCUCCGCGAUGGCUCUGUAGAUGUGUCUCUACGGGAAAUUGAUGCACGUUCUUCUGACCCUGGCUUUACAUCGAAGGAGCAGCAUGCGGUUGGCCCCUUUGCUGUGUUGAAUUUCUCAAAACCUCCAGAUGAGCCAGAAAAUGAGCCAGAAAAUGGGGCUAUCAACCCCCCAGGCAGCGAUGCAGAUGGCUAUGCCCACUUGAAUGGUUCGAAUGAUGGAGUAUCGACAACUGCCAGGCUUGACGUGCCUUGCCAGGACGGUCUCCUACAAUGGUCCGACCUCUUCAAUUUCAACGACGAUCUAUAUAGUCUGGCAUCUGAUCUCUUCAAGGAUGAUCAGACAGCCCUUGACCUGACAUGUCCGCAAACAUACCCUCCCGGGGACACCAUUAUCGAAGGCUCAGAUCCGUUUCAAAACAUCCCCGCGACACCGCAAUAUCCCAUCGUGGACCUUUUAAAAGACGCUGGAUUGUUAUUAAAACAUUUUCACAAGGCUGUCACGCCGCAAUUAACGGUUGUUACGCCGAAAAAGACCCCCUGGGAGAUUCUGAACGUUCCCGCUGCGAUGGAAACAUUGGGGCAGUUGACAGCCCUGGGAUCCGACGGCAUUAGCCAUGCUCGGCUGGCGAACUUUUACAGUCUUCAGGCCUGCAGUGCUAUUCAUUUGACAGGGAUGGCCGAGCCCAGUUCAAAGGACUAUUGGAGAAGGAUAUCAGAUCAGGCCUAUACAGAAGCAAAGCAUCAUAUGAAGCUAUCACUAAGCAAGGAGUCCGAGGGCCCAAACAAAGCGAAAUUCAAGGACCAGAUGAUGGCACUGUACGGGGUAGCGGAAUGCGCAAUAUUCUCCUGCCAGCAACGAGACGCGAGAUGCUACCUGAUGGAUGCCGAGCGGCUAUUACGUUCUCGGGGCUUGUGUAAGAAGAGAAUAUCGAGAAAGGUCCGCCUAUUAGUAAAUGUUUACACCUGGCUUCGCAUUGUCGGGGAGAGCACCUACGUCCUGCACAACUAUUCUUCAAUCGAAUCCUUUGUCGAGACAAUGAACGAGCGCUGCCGGCCGCGGGAGUCAAUCGUGAGAGACAUAAAUUCUGGUAUUCGGUUGGAUGACUUUCUCCUUUUCGAAGAUGUCGAGCAUAACCUGAAUAUCGAUGAACCUAAGGACCGCCGCGUGGAUAUACCAGAUAUUCAUUUACAAGACUCGCGAAAGUCUUCGGAAAGCCUGAGUUACGAGGUGUAUGGAAUGUCCGAGACAUGGCUCAGUCUGGUGUCACAAACAACGCGGCUGGCCAAUGUCCUGGACGCCUUGAGAAGCGCACAGGACGCAGAGCUGCCAGUGGCUCAUCAUGUCGUUGCAGCGGUACAAAGACGAGAGGUCCGCCUAGAGAAUGUGAUACAGUCUUUUGUAGCUCGCUCUUGUGCAGAUAGUAAGCACACGCAUAUUAUUCGGGCUCUGAAUUCCGGGUUGGUCAUCUUGUUCUACAGACGGGUGCGCCGUGUCCAUCCGGCUAUUCUGGGCGGCCAAGUUGAUAAAGCGAUUGCGGCAUUGGAUGCAUUCUACUCGAGUCGGGAUGAUGAAUGUACUCCUGGACCUGGGACUCUGUGGCCCGCCUUCAUGGCCGGAUGUGAGGCAAUAACAAAGGUGCAACGGGAGGCCAUUUGGAAAUUGAUCGAGAGGGGAGAAGCUAAAGGUAGAACUCCCCCGUAUAGGCAGCUCAAGGAUAUCCUCUCUCAGGCCUGGGUCCAUCAGGACGAAAGAACCGGCGACUGCGGGCAGCCCUUGCCAACAUGGAUGGACACCUUAAGGGCAAGGCAAAGCUGGCCUGUUUUUGCCUGAUGCACAUGUUUAAUGACGAUUGAUAUGAUAUCUGUUCGAUAUGUAAAAUACUUCUAGAUUAAAAACCCUGUUGGAAAAGGAUCCUCAGGAUCGAGC
Molecule: messenger RNA, 2137 nt
Organism: Aspergillus wentii DTO 134E9
Lineage: Eukaryota; Fungi; Ascomycota; Eurotiomycetes; Eurotiales; Aspergillaceae
Exons: 3
Coding region: 80-2041 (653 amino acids)
Source: RefSeq, a predicted model, not a curated record